Molecule: messenger RNA, 1023 nt
Organism: Mucor velutinosus
Lineage: Eukaryota; Fungi; Mucoromycota; Mucoromycetes; Mucorales; Mucoraceae
Exons: 4
Coding region: 1-1023 (340 amino acids)
Source: RefSeq, a predicted model, not a curated record
AUGGACUACAGCGGAUCAGUGACAAAUGGCAGGCCAGCUGCUACUUCUGAUUCUAAUCCUAAAUCAACCGAAGCUUCUUCCCUUCCUCCCAGCUCGACAUCAACCCCUCCAAAAACCUCAACUACAGAUCCUGUAACAUCUACCACCACUAACCCAACUACGGAUCCUUCUGGUACUACUUCCACGACGAAUGAUCCUCCUCCAACAUCAACCACCACACCCCCUCCUUCCAUAUCAACCACUACUUCACCACCGCCCGUCAUUAGUACCACAAAGGAAGUUGCUACAUCUACACCUGUUCCCAUUGUCACUGUAACAACAUCAGGCACUGUUGUUCGCACGUUUACAUCCACUUCUUAUAGCAGCUAUAUCACGCAUGUUGCAACAGCUAUACCUUCUCAGGGUGGAGGUGAACCUGGAUCGACCAACGUAGGUGCUAUUGCAGGCGGUGUCGUAGGCGGUGUCGCAGCCAUUGCUCUGAUAGGGUUUAUCGUCAUUCUACUAUCGAGACGUCGUCGCAACAAAAACAAAAAGGAAACAUCAUACGAAUCAGAGACUGGCGGUGCAGGUGGUCCUAUCAACCCACAUCCAUUCGCUAAUAACUACAAUACAUAUGGUACACCCACAGUGAUCUCUGAUAAUAAUAGUCUACCCAGCAGCAGACCACUCUCGAUGAGCACAGCUCCCUCACAGGGCAUUAAGCCAAGACCAUUUGUUCAAGCCUACAAUCCUGCCUACGAUGACCAGCAUCAGCAGUACGCUGGAUACGAUGGAUCUCAAUCUCCUCCUCAAGAGCAUUACUACAGCGAUUAUAACCAGGCAUACAAUAAUAACUACAACACGAAUGCAUAUUCACAUGAUGCUUAUUAUGCACAUCAGCAAGAACCAAUGAUACCUAUUUCAACAUCGACAACUGCUGGUCUCUCUUCAGGUAAUCCUCCCCAUGGACGCAAUGUGCCAGAUGAGAAUGACUAUGAUCUGACUCGAAAAGUGUCGAGACAUGUUCCUGAUGAAAUCAACUAG